Messenger RNA from Gambusia affinis (western mosquitofish), 2670 nucleotides. RefSeq names its product fasciculation and elongation protein zeta 2b (gene fez2b). The record is from RefSeq and is a predicted model, not a curated record. The coding region runs from base 1 to 1296 and encodes 431 amino acids. The transcript has 12 exons. Lineage: Eukaryota; Metazoa; Chordata; Actinopteri; Cyprinodontiformes; Poeciliidae. Gene Ontology annotation, cellular component: cytoplasm; axon.
AUGGUGGACAUGAUGACGGACUCCCUGGAAUUUUGGGUCCGCAUCCCAAAAAAAAAUUUGGAUCCCUUUCUAAAGGCCUGGAAAGUCAGUCAGAACUCAGCGGGAUCUUCCUCUGAUGAACUUGUCAGUAGACAUGCCAGCUCUUUGCAAGUAUCUGAGGAAAUCCACGUCCACCCUGAGCCUGGGGCCCGCUGCAUCCUCGAGAUGCCUCCAGAUGGAUGGGGCGUACUAGCCCUUUCCUUGCCGGACGACAUCCGUCUGCCCGUUUGUCUCAGACUCUCUAAUGUCUCUAUGGACAUGGACUGCUAUGUUGGAGCCAAGUCCUCCAGAUUUCGCCUGCGUACCAAAGGUGUUAUCGGUGCAAAUAAAUCCGAGCGAGUUCCCCACACUAAUGAGUGGGUGUGGAACUCUUUGACCAAUAACUACGGAAACGUGAUGCCCGUGGACUGGAAGACGUCCUACACUCGGUCCCUGCACCUGCCUGCCCUCAAGCUCAAAGAUCAAGAGGGACAGAAGACGGAUAACCAGUCUCUGGAUCUGUCCGACGAUGAGGAUGAGGAGCUGCGGGAACAGCUGGAUAUGCACUCAAUCAUUGUCUCCUGCAUUAAUGAGGAGCCUCUCUUCACCGCUGAACAGGUGAUAGAGGAGAUCGAAGAGAUGAUGCAGGAAUCUCCCGACCCGGACGACGACGAGAGUCCUUCCCAGUCCGACUUGUCGAUGCUCUCUCAGGACCUCGGCGCUUUGAAACGAUCCGGCUCCAACACCAGCUUUGAGGAACGGCUUCGUCAGCUGUCUGUGUCGGAGCUCAGCCGGACCCUGGAGGAAGUGGAGGCGGCCAUCCGCCGCUACAGCGAGGAGCUGAUCCAAGCUCUGGCACUGCGAGACGAGCUAGACUUUGAGAAGGAGGUCAAGAACAGCUUUAUUUCGCUGCUGAUCGACGUGCAGAACAAGCAGAAGGAGCACCGCGAACUGCAGCGCAAGAAGAAGAAAAUCCGUAGUACAACCACGACGGGGCCCAAUGGUCAGAGGACAAACAGCACACACAUACCAGGCACGCUCCUCACUCUGGAGGGACUCUCCAAUGUCAUUCAAAAUGGUCUCCGUCAAACAUUUGGCCACUCAGGAGGGGAUAAACAGUAUCUGACCACGGUGAUCCCCUAUGAAAAGAAAGCAGGCUCUCCUUCUGUAGAAGACCUCCAGAUCCUCACAAAGAUCCUUCAUGCCAUGAGGGAUGACAGCGAGAAGGUGCCAGCCCUCCUAACAGAUUACAUACUGAAAGUUCUUUGUCCCACGUAAAGUCUGACGGGAAGCUUUUGCCUCUUCAGCGUCGAGCGGCCGAGGAGGUGUCUCAGUUUUGGAAAAACGCAGGAACUGGUUUAAAUCCAAACCUUCCUUCCUUCUUAUUCUUCUCACUUUUCCUCGUGGUACUUUCUGCUCCGCCUCUACAACUUCAAAAACAAACAAAACAAAAAAGAUAGGUACAAAAUCGAGAAUACAAACACGUCCAUUUACACAAAUCGAAUCAAUUCGGCAAAAUCUUUUUUUUUUCUCACAAGAUAUUCUUUACUUUUGAUACGACUCUUAGUCUUUUGUAGUUCUUUUUGAGUUCUAAUAUUUAGUUAGUUUUUUUUGUAUUCAUUCAGUGCUCCAUGUUUUUAUAUUGUGACUUUACACAGCUGCAUCUCAAUAAUUGAUACGAAAGUAAACUUUUUGUUGAUGUGAGUCGUUGCUAAUGAGAAACUCAUUUUAUAUGAAUUCACUACACACAGAACGAUACAUUUCAAUUGUUUGUUUCUGUUAGUUUUCGAUGAUUAAGGCUUACAACUUAUGCGAAAACCAAAUUUACCCUCCAUCUAAUGAGCAAGCCACAAAAUGGCACUGCUGAAGAAGUCUGCUGUUCAGAAAUUUGUGUCCAAGGGAAGGUUGAGCGGAAGGAAAAAGUGCAGUAGUAAAAAGGUCCACAAGCAAAAAGUAAAAGUGGUACCUUGGUGAUAAUCCUCUUAUUACAGUUUUAAAUAAUAUUUUAAUGUCGUGUGAAAUUAAUUUGGGGUUUUCAGCAACUACAGGCAACAAUCAUCCAAACUGACAUAAAUAAACAUUUGAAACAUAUCAACUCAAUGUUAAAAACUCAUAUCCGGCAUAUUUUUUUUCCUCAAGCUGAUCUGCUGAAAUGAACUUUUGGAUGAUACUGGAAUAUAUUGAGAUGCACCUGUAACUACUCAUGUGUGGAUGCCAGUAAUCAGUGUUAGCCUGAACACCUCACUUCCUGAUUAGCCAGGUGCUUUUGGAGAAAAACAAAUGAUCCUUAAAAGUGCUUUUUUUUUUUGCUUUUUUUUUUUUUUUAAAUCUGUCCAAACAGAAGGCUUUGAUUAUCAAAUCCACUUUCCCUCAGCUGCCUGACAGGGAAAACAAAUCCUGGUGUGAUCUGUGAAAAAGUGGCAGGCAAGUCGAAGGCAUCAAGCUUUGAUUAUCCUCAUGAUUUAUUGCACGAUUUUGAAGCUCAGCUUUCUCUCUCUCUCUCUCUCUCUCUCUCUCAAAAUCAAAGAGGAAGCCCUUUAAUUUAAAACUUUCAAACUGUUUGUCGCACGUUAGUUUCAGGUACAAGCUGUGUGAAGCUGAAUGUUUAAAAUGAGACGUUUUCUACAUGACUUAAGAGGGAUUGCACAGUCU